This is a messenger RNA of Alnus glutinosa, 645 nucleotides long. RefSeq names its product UDP-glycosyltransferase 76E3-like. The record is from RefSeq and is a predicted model, not a curated record. Bases 1 to 645 code for a protein of 214 amino acids. The transcript has 4 exons. NCBI's taxonomy places the organism in Eukaryota, Viridiplantae, Streptophyta, Magnoliopsida, Fagales, Betulaceae.
AUGAAGCCAACUAUUCCCAUUACUAGCAACAUAAUCUUUCCUGAUGGAGAGAGAUAUGGAGAAGCAAUGGCAGAGACACCACAGACUGGUGCUGGUUCCAUGUCCAUUCCAAGGCCAUAUAAAUAUGAUGCUUCAAUUGGGGUAAGCAGUGGCAAUGCUACCAAUUCUCUGACUUACACCGCAAUUCCUCAACUCCUAAAACAUGGUUGCAUUUCUAUGCAAGAUUAUAUUGCUGGAACUAGCACCGGGGCUUCAACCUCUCAGAUUCAAGGAUCUACCAAUUUCAAAAAUAUAGAGUACUUACUGCAGCUAACAAUAGCUAAAGCAUGUGAGACAAGAACGUCUUCAGCCAUCAUUUGGAACACCAUGGACUGCCUUGAACGAAGAUUACUGCUCCAUCAGUACCCAGCAGCUUACUGGAAGAGGACACUAGCUGCAUCACACGGCUUGAUAAGCAAACGUACACAUGACUCUGUCAUCUAUGUAAGUUUAGGGAGCAUAGCAUCCAUGGACAAGAAAGAGCUAGCAGAAAUGGCAUGGGGUCUGGCCAGCAGCAAGCAACCUUUCCUGUGGGUGGUUCGGAAUGGAAAGAAUCACUGCCAGAAGGUUUCAAAGAAGCCGUUGGAGGAAGGAGUUGCAUUAUGA